AAAAAUGUGCCUAAACGUUAUUGAAUGCUAGCCUUUAUAUUUAAACCUUAAAUUUUAUUAUGCAGUGUACAUUUUCCAGAAAAUGAUAGUCUCGCACAACAAAGCUUCUAUUGGUGCUACAGCAUCUGCUCCUGCCUGCGUGUCAAAACAAUAGGUGAAGAACACUAAAGGAAAUUAUUCAGACACUAUUCCAUGUGUCGUUCUCAGUUCCUGGAGUCUGACAAUAUUUGCAGGUCCAGAGGAUGUUUCUCCAGACUCUGUAGGUGUUCCGAUGGCUCUUUCUCCUUGUUCCAAUGGGGUCCCAAUAGUUGUCUUGUUCCUGCUGUUCCUGGCUUCCACUGUUUUGUGUGACUGCUUAACUCCAACCUUACCCCCCAGUUCUAGAUUAAGAGGUUCAGAAGACCUAAAAGAUAGCUAUCCUACUGGAACUGUUUUGCGAUUAGUGUGCAUCCCAGGUCAUGAAUUUAUACCUGGGAGUCGUCCUCUUAUGACAUGCUCUCCAGAUGGAACGUGGACAAAGAUUCCAGAAUUAUGUCAAGGAAAGCGAUGUCCGGUUCCACAUUUAGAAAAUGGAAGAAUAGUAACUUCAGAUGAUCUUCGGCUUGGUGAAACAGUAACCCUGGCUUGUGACGUUGGAUUCAGAAUGAUAGGUGAAAGUACCCUUCGAUGUGUUCUAAGAGGAGGCGAAGUUAGGUGGCACAGAGACAUUCCAUACUGUGACCGGAUUCCUUGUGUUCGCCCUCCUGCAAUUUCCAAUGGAAGAUAUGAAGCUGAUCCUAGAGAUGAAUAUUCUGUGGGCAUGAUUGUUGUAUACCGGUGUGAUGCCGAUUUCUCCCUUAUUGGACAUUCAACAAUUAACUGUGUAGUUGCAGCUGAUGGUAAGAAUGGAGAGUGGAGUUCACCUCCACCCGAAUGUAAAAAAGUCAAUUGUGCGAGACCAAGCAUCCGAAACGGGAGAUUGGCAACUUUAUAUAGACCUACAUAUACAUAUGGUGAUAGUGUAUCAUUUGAAUGCAAUCCUGGCUAUACUUUGGUAGGGGCCACUGUGGUUAAAUGUGCUGCUGAUAAUACAUGGAAACCUCCUCUUCCACGUUGUGACAAGGGUGUAGCAACUACCAAACCAACCAGACCACCUCCACCAGUUCCUCCUGUCCCUCCUCCUGUCCCUCAUCCACCCCCUGGCCCCCCCACAAUUCUCCCUACCCUUGUUCCUCCAAAAGAAGAUGAGACUACUUUUAUUCCAAUGUACCCAACCCAAAGUGCAACAAUUCCUACACCUGAAUCAGGAUCUGAAUCAGGCAAAAUUGUUGGAAUUGUUUUUGGAAUUAUUUUUGCCCUUAUAGUUCUGGCUGCUUUGAUAUUUGCAGCUGUGAAAUGGUGGAGCCAGUGGAAAGCUAAUGCUCCUGAAAAUAGUCAGAUAGCUUCAGAGAAAGAAAAAACAACGGGUGAUCAGAGACCACAAAAACUUGGAAGUAAAACUUCAGGAAACAUUCAGCGUUUUUCUUCUUUAGAAUAGAAAACGGAGACUCUGUGAAGUUUGGGUCCAAAGUUUAAGUUAAUUUUCAUAGUUCUACGGUUUUGCAAUGCAUGAAGCAGCUAGUUCCUGAAAUAGUUCAUAUUCAGUUUCCAACAAAUGCUCCUUUUGCAUAUGCUGCUUUUCUAUUCUAGUACUCUGUACUUAUACCCUUUCCAGAUAUCUCUUAGAGCAGGGGUCCCCAACCUUGGUCACCUUAUGACUUGUGGACUUCAACUCCCAGAAUUUCUCAGGCAGCAUUGCUGGAUGAGGAAUUCUGGGAGUUGAAGUCCAUAAAUCAUAACGUGGCCAAGGUUGGGGACCUCUCUCUUAGAGCACGGGUAUCAAAUUCAAUCGCCUCAUGUGAUGUAUUGUGACGUGUCAUGAUGUUUUUUGCCUUUGCGGAGCUGGAGUGCGUGUGGCCUGUGCGUGACUCAUCUGGCCUGUGGGCUGCCAGUUUGACACCCCUGCCUUAGAGGGUCUCUUUCUGUAUGUCUGAGAUACAGAAUCUGAGGGAGCUGCCCAGGCAUCUGCUUCAGGGAUGAUGCCUUAGAGAUACUAGAAUGAAAGCAUUCUGCAAGUUCUCUUAAAUCUGUUCUUAAAUCUGUUUCUGAAUUCGUGUGACAUCAGAACAAGAGUCACAAGCGUCAUGUUUGCUUCUGAGGCUUUAAAAUUGUGCUAAAACUGUGCCUCAUAUAAAUUGUGAUCUGGUAUACCUUUUAGCAGUCAGUGUAAACUUUGUAAAUUGGACCAAAUAAAUUAAGCAAAACUUUUAGGAGACUUAUUGUAUAAUUGAUAUCACUAAAUUCACUGUGACCAGAUACCACUGUGCUUUGGUUAAAUGGAGUCCUGCCUGUAAUAUUCAACAUAUGUGUCAGGCAAUAGAUGAUAAGAUGCCAGAAUAAAUGAAAAAGUGCUCUUGAGUAAAUAAUAAUUGCUAAAUUUGGUGUAUCUUUCUCAUCUCUUAUAUUUUGGAAGAAAUCUAUGCCUACUUAUUAUAA
Crotalus tigris (Tiger rattlesnake) is the source of this 2514-nucleotide messenger RNA. RefSeq names its product membrane cofactor protein-like. The record is from RefSeq and is a predicted model, not a curated record. Gene Ontology annotation, biological process: negative regulation of complement activation, classical pathway. NCBI's taxonomy places the organism in Eukaryota, Metazoa, Chordata, Lepidosauria, Squamata, Viperidae. The transcript has 3 exons. The coding region runs from base 272 to 1516 and encodes 414 amino acids.